CUGAAUGAUCUAAUGGAGUCCAAGGGUGGGAAAAAGAAGUCUAGUAGUAGUAAAUCUUUGUUCUACGAAGCUCCUCUCGGUUACAGCAUUGAAGACGUUCGACCUCACGGUGGAAUCAAGAAAUUCCGAUCUGCUGCUUACUCCAAUUGUGUCCGAAGACCAUCCUGAGUUUCGUGAAGUUUUGACUUAA
Messenger RNA from Theobroma cacao (cacao), 190 nucleotides. The record is from RefSeq and is a predicted model, not a curated record. Lineage: Eukaryota; Viridiplantae; Streptophyta; Magnoliopsida; Malvales; Malvaceae.